This is a messenger RNA of Tricharina praecox, 699 nucleotides long. RefSeq names its product glycoside hydrolase. The transcript is spliced from 5 exons. The record is from RefSeq and is a predicted model, not a curated record. NCBI's taxonomy places the organism in Eukaryota, Fungi, Ascomycota, Pezizomycetes, Pezizales, Pyronemataceae. Bases 1 to 699 code for a protein of 232 amino acids.
AUGCAGCUCUCCCUCCGCCUCUCACUCCUGGCCUUGCCGCUCAUCCAUAUGGCCGCCGCUCACCAGAAUAUGCACCAGAUCUGGGUCAACGGCGUUACCCCCGGCUACGAAAAAUGCAUUCGUCGGGCGCCCUCCAACAGCCCCGUAACCGACGUAACCUCCGCCGCUCUAACCUGCAACGUCAACGGCAACGCGGUUCCAUUCACAGACGUGGACGUGUGCGCGGCAGCAGCGGGCGACGAGAUCGUGGUGCAGUGGGACAUCUCGUCGCACCCCAGUCCGAUCACGCACUUCCUGUUCGGGCCCGUGAGCGAUGCGAAAACGGCGACGGGCGUGGGGCAGUGGUUCAAGAUCGCCGAGACGGACUACGAAAACGGUAAAUGGCCCAACGAGGUCAUGGCCGCCAACGAGGGAAAACACUCCUUCCGCCUCCCCGCCAAGCUGCAGAGCGGUGACUACAUUCUCCGCAGCGAAAUGCUUGCGCUCCACGGCUCGCAGUCUCUAGGCGGCGCACAAUUCUACAUUGCAUGCGCACAACUCAAGAUCUCGGGCGCCGCGACGGCCAGCUGCGCGCCAAAGAUUUCUCUGCCGGGCGCGUAUAAGGCCGCCGACGCGAAUAUUUACAUCCCCAACUUCUAUAACGGGUUCCAGCCCGCUAAUUAUACUGCUCCUGGCGGGCCGGUGGCGACGUGUACGUAG